ACAUUGAAAAAACGCCACGACGACGAGUCAAAAUGACAAUAAUAUUGCUUAAAUAAAGAAAAAAUAAAAACAAAUUACAACUUAACUACCACGUGACAGGAUUAUUUUUCAACACAUGUUAAAUUUGACAUAUCGCUCAACAAUUUGUAUUGCAGAGGUUAAUCACGUCACUGUUGCUUGAAUCAUUGAUAACAACAAAAUAUUAUCAAAUUGAUAAUACGUAAUUUAUUAUAAAAAUAAUAAUAAUUAUCAUAAAUUUGAACUUUCUCGUAAGUGAACCAUAAAUAAAUAAAAAAUGGAUUCAGACAGUGAUUGUGCAUUUGAGAGUGCUGAUGAAGAAAUUGAAGUACGUCGUGGUACAUCAACGAGAAAUUUAUCAGCCAAUAAAAACCGUACAAUGUCAAGUAAUUUUAAUUCAGCAAUUGAUUCAGACAGUGAUGAUGACAACGAGUUUGUUACAACAAAUGUUAAUACUGCUUCGUGGUCAACUGAAAUAUCAGAUGUACAAAAUGUAUCUAAAGUAAAAAAUAACAAAUCAACAGAUGUAACAAAAAGUCAAGAUGAUGAAAUUAAUUUAAAAAAACAAUCAUCAUUAUCUGAGGAAAAAAUUAAUUUACAAAAACGUAAAAAACCAGAACGUAAACAAAAGACAGAUAAUAAGCCAUCUGGUUUUGGUGCUAAAAAAUUAGGAUCUAAAAUAAUACCAGAUAAAUCAUCUGUUGAAGUGUCAGCAUCAAUUGAUGAUGAAAAAAAAAAAUCAACAAGUAAUCAAGAAUGCUGGGAAUUUAAUGAUGAAGAAGCUAUGAAAAUUUUACAAAAAGAAAGUCAAAAAAGUAAAAUUAAAUGGAGUAAAAGUAAAGAUGAUGUACAUGAUGAUUUAGUUGAUGUUCCUGAAGAAUUAAAGUCAAAUAAAAGUUUCAAAGAAGUAUUUAAAUUAGAUAAAUGGGAGGCAGUUAAUGAUGAAAAAAUUGAAAAAAAUUUAAGUCAAGAUAAAAUUCAAUCAGUUUUAGAAAAAAUACCAUCAGCAACAACAACACCUGAUGAUAGUUCAUCAAGUGGAUGGGGAAGUUGGGGUAGUUGGGGUGUAAAUUCACUUAUAAAUACAGCGAGUAUAGGAGUAUCAACAAUUAGCAGUCAUGUGUCACAUGGUCUUACAUUAUUAGAAGAAACAAUGAAUGUUCCAGAAUCAGAAGAUGUUGAAAAACCAAUUGAACAAUUGAGUGAAAAAAAAAUGACUGAAGAAGACAAGGUAGAAACAACAUCUCAAGAUGGUCAAGCAAGUUCAUUUGGUUUUGAAAAUUUUAUGUAUGGUGUAUCAUCAAUAACAAAAUUAGUUGAAAGUACAGGAAGUAAAGUUAUAAAUGGUGGAUUAGAAACAUUAGAAACAAUUGGAAAAAAAACAAUGGAAGUAUUACAAGAUGGUGAUCCUGGUUUAAAAAAGAAAAGAGCAUUUUUUAUGAAUGAAGGUGAUAAGCCAAUACUUUCACAAAUGUUAAGAGAAGCUAAGGAUAAAGCUGAAAUUGAAGAAAAAUCAAUUGAAGGAAAAGAAUUUGCUCGUAAAGUACAUUUUGAAAUAUUAUUUGAUGAUUUUCAGGGACUUGUACAUCUAGAGGCACUUGAAAUGUUAUCAAAACAAUGUGUUAUGAAAAUACAACAAAAAUUAGUAACACUUGAUUUAGAUGAUAUGAAUUCAAUUCAAGAAACACUUGAUGAAAUCAAAGAACUUUGUGAUCUUGGUGAUGAAGAUGAUGAAGAAGACAAUGAAGAUGAUGAAAAUUUAAAUGAUAAAUUAAAUAAUUCAUGCAAAGAACUUGGAGUUGAUAUUAAUUAUCAUAAAAUUAAUGAGAUAUGGGAAGAAAGUAAAUUAUAUAUUGAUAAUAUUUCAAAGCCAGAUUCAUCAAUAACUGACUUGGAAAUAUUUCAAAAUGCCAUAUCAACACUUGCUAAAUUUACAGCUGUGUCAGUUGAAAGAUUUCACAAAACAGCUGAAUUAUUAUUAAUAAAAGAACGUCGUAGUACAGUCAAUGAAGCUGAUGCAUUGGUACAAUUGACUAAAAUAUUAUCUGGACAAAUUGGUAUUGCUGCCAGUUUAUUCUCAAAGUGCCUCAAUGAACGAAUUGAAAAAUAUAAAAAACCUAGUGAAAUUGUUGAUAUAACCACCAUUUUUUUGGAGGCAAGCAAUGCAAGCUCUUACAUACAAGAUGCUUUCCGAUUGUUGAUGCCUAUUUUGCAAGUUGGCGCAAUUUAAAAAAAAUUAACAAAAUAUUUCUUUUGUUUUUUGAUAUUAAAUUUAAUCAUAAUUAUUUUUCUUUUUUUUUUUACAAAUGGAAUUCUUAUUCAACUAACAAAUAAUUGUAAAAAUCAUUGUUUAUUAAAAUUAUAUUUUUUUUAAUUUUUUUUUUCUUUAUAAUAUUACUAAUAAAUCAUGGGAAAUAUUUAAAUAAAAAUCUGCCAAUGAGUAUCAUUGUUAUUCAAAUUAAUGUUUACAAAAUUAUUUUAUUUUUUUCAAUUACAUUAUUAGUCGGCAUGGCUAGAUGCCAGUCAAGAAAUUAAACAAAUAAUUUCUAAAUUCAAUUGUGGAAUACUUUCGUGUUCUUUGAAUGACAAUUUCAAUCUUUUUUUUUUUUUUUUUGUUUUUUAAUUGUCAUGAGCAAUGAAGCAAUUAUUAAGGCAUUUAAAUUUGCGUAUUACUAGAUUAAUUUUGUUUAAAUUAAUCAAGCAUUACGCCAUCAUUUGCAUCAGUGUUUUCCUCGUUUAUUACCAACCGGUGGUUUUUGUAAUUGAAAGCUUGUGUUUGAUUCAUUUGAUGACAAUGGUGCUGUCAAAUUUAAUGGUGGAUUAAAAUUUAAACCAGUUGUUGGUGGUUUCAUUGAUGUAUUUGAUGAAAUAUUUGUCGCUGAUGGUACUGGUGUUGCAUUUCCCCAAGCUGCAAU
Messenger RNA from Aphidius gifuensis, 2933 nucleotides. RefSeq names its product protein FAM114A2. Bases 296 to 2248 code for a protein of 650 amino acids. Lineage: Eukaryota; Metazoa; Arthropoda; Insecta; Hymenoptera; Braconidae. The record is from RefSeq and is a predicted model, not a curated record. The transcript is spliced from 4 exons.